Messenger RNA from Parasteatoda tepidariorum (common house spider), 2235 nucleotides. RefSeq lists its product as uncharacterized. Gene Ontology annotation, biological process: regulation of transcription by RNA polymerase II. Gene Ontology annotation, cellular component: transcription regulator complex. NCBI's taxonomy places the organism in Eukaryota, Metazoa, Arthropoda, Arachnida, Araneae, Theridiidae. Gene Ontology annotation, molecular function: transcription coregulator activity. The record is from RefSeq and is a predicted model, not a curated record.
UAAGACAUUUCGCUCGACCAACUACGCACUCUGGCCGUCCAUUUAAUACGAAGUGGAAAUCAUUUAUACUGAAUGCAUUUUUACAACCGGUUUUCCCAGUUGAUACGUUUGUAAAGUCUAGGUGUCAUAUCGUAUCAUGAGGAAGAGCAAUUUAAUUCGAUUAUUCAGAUGAUUCUAGAAAAACGUAUAAAGUCAUUUAAUUAAUGUUUUGUUUUGUUGAUGCUUUUGCAUCGAGUGUUGCUGUCAAGAUUUUACGACUAAUUUCUAAACUUGCUACGCCACGAAAUUAUUACUCAAAUAUCUGGUCUUCUGUAUAUAAUGCCUGCUUUGAUAGAACGUCCAAAAAUGAGUCUUGCUAUGUGGGCUGCUCUUAAAUCUCACAUCAUGAAGCAAAGAGAAAAGAAAAAACAAGAAUUGGAAGCAGAUGCUGUUGUUGAACAACUGAGACGGGAACAAGAAAAAGAGAGAAAACAGAAUGCUAUGACUCUAGAAGGAAUUAAAGAACAGAUUACUGAAUAUGAGAAGAGGUUGCUUUGUUUCAAAAAUAUGAAACAUGAGUUAUUUCUGUCAUUGAAAAGAGUUUUAAAUGAUGAUGAAGUUAGACGAAAUGAAGAAAUUAAAGAGGCUAAUGAAAUUGUGCAAGUAAAUAAUCCCUAUCAAAAUCAAAAUGUGCCUGUUGGAGCAGCUAACCUAUAUUUAUUAGGAGGAAAUAGAGUAAUGAACAGAAAUUCUGGAAUGUAUAAAGUGGGUAAUGCUCCUCAAAUGCAACAAAAUGUAAAUGGUGCUGUUAAAAGACCAAGAAGUCCAUCUCCUCCUCCUACCUCAAAUUAUUCUCAAGGAUAUAAUUAUAAAGCUCAUGUUACUGCUUAUGGUCAAACAUACUCCAUUCCACACCCAUCGGGACAAUAUCCCUCUCAGGAACAAGCUAAACAUUUGGCUGCAGCAAACUACCAUGUCUCUCAUUUACCUCAAACAAGUUAUGUUGGAGGAUUACCACCUCAAAUUGAUCAUCCUUCUCAAAAAGCAAGUAACUUACAAGAGGAGAAAUACUACAUACAGCAGACUGGAAGCAUAUCUGCUGGUUAUCCUAUUAGGAGUCAGCCUCAACUUGCUCCUCAUCUAUCUGCUCCCCAUCAUUCAUCAACACCUCCACAUCAGAGUGCUUUCUAUCAAAAAGUAAAGGCAAUUCGGGAAUAUGAAAGGGCAGAAGGAAUGCGAUUUGAACAUGCAACACAAAGUGAUCCUAAUGCUCCUAUUAGAAAAGAAGAAUUAAUGCGAAGAAGCAUGAAUAAUGAUGGACAUAAAUAAUGCAUAAAUUCAUGAUUUGUAAAAAUAUUAAUAGCACUUAUAAACUUUUUAAGGCCACAUAAUAUAAUCAUUUAGUAUAAGCAUUCCCUUUUUUUUUUCUUCUUAAAUUCAACUAUUAACUUCUAUGGUGUUUUCUACUAGAUUGCAAGUUUAUAAAUUAAGGUUUUGAAAUAUAAUUUAAAUGUUAAUAAAUAGAAAUACAGUCAGAUAAGAUUUAAGACAAGAUUAAUGCUUAUAAAACAAUGUUUUAUUUUUAAUGAUUUAAACUAAGCUUAAAAUAAAUUAUUUUUGUGUAAGGUACAGGACUAAAUUAAGACUGGUUAUGUCUCUUUUUGUGCAUGCUUAGAGUGAUGUGCAAGUAGGAAUUUUUGUCAUUGUCAUGGCUAUUUAAGUGUCGCUGAGCAAAAAAAGUCAUACAUACCACUUCAUGAUAGCAUCAUUGAGGAACAAAACACAUCUAUUUGUACAUUUGUCAAACUCUUGGUACCGUCACCAUAGAACAGGAAAUAUACUUUGUUAUUAUUUGAUUAUCCUGCCAAAGAUUGAUGUCUGUACAUUUAACUCCUUACUACAGGACAUUUUUGUAAAUGGGUAAAUAUUGGAUAUUACUAUCAUAAGUUAAUUCCAAGUUUAUCCGGUCAGAUUUACUUGCUACAAAAGCACAAAAUUGCCUAUAUAUUUUCUUUUUGAAUGAUUGUUAGUCUUGAUUAUCAUUUUAAGUAUUGUUCUAAACUAAACAAAUAAACAUUGUAUAAAACAAAGUAAAGAUGACUUGUAAAAAUACAGAAAUCAACAACCAACUGGCAAACAUAAAAUCAAAGAGAUAGUCUCCCUAUGUAGAAAAAAAAUUAACUUUUUCAAUAUCAUGGACUAGUUUUACAGCAAUUAAUUAUCUUAAUGUCAUUAAAUGCUAUUUAUAGAAAUGAA